CAGGAACCACCGUGGCACUGCCGUCACGACAACACUCCCGAUCGUCACGAUUAUCAUUUUUUAUCAGCCACGAGCACGCGUGGCGCACGAAACGUCGCGGCCGCCGCGUGUGUCCGGAUAUAGGGGAUGAAAAACAAAACGCGCGGACUCGGAUAAACGACGAUUAUCGCGACGAUGAGACGUCGAACGACGUUCGGUACUACUUGUUUGCGUCGUCUGUGCUCGUGAUUAAGUUUUUUAUUACGCGUAGUGGCCGGCCAGCUGACACGAUGCACGGGAAGUGGUUCGGACUGGACAGGAUUACCGGAUGAUCGUGACUAUCGGUUUUGCAACUCACGAAAUCACCAUGGCAUCGAAGAAGACGAGGCAAAACCAUUCUAUACAGCACUUACUCGAGUUGCCAACCAACAGAGAGACAAAAUUGCCGCUAUAUUCUGCGAAGGAGACGAUCCAAACGCCACUCAUUCCAACCCCUAGACAGGUCCCGAUAACCGUGCUGCAUCCCUCCCCAAAAAAGUUAUACCUGAGCAAAACGCGGCAGAGUGGCCUUUCAAACGAUCUACAGCUGAGUCUCUCACGAACGGUCAGUCCAACUGUACGUCAACAAGAGUCGACCCUCGCAAGGCGGGACUAUCCCCGCCAAAUCAUGAACAAGGUGAAUGAUCGAGUCAGGUCGCCAGGAACAUCACGAUGUUUAACCACCACGAUGUCUCUGUCAAUUUCACCUUCGAGUCCUGAGGAACCCGUCACGCUGGUGGAACUGACCAGCGUGCCGGGUGGCCAGAAUGCGAUGGCUCAUCUCAAAAAACGUAAGCUGGAAGCAGAAUCUGUCAACCCGAAUCCUAAGCAACCGCAGCAGCAACAACAGCAACAGCAGCCGUUUCAGCAACAGCAACCGUUGAUCAACAGGAAGGGUGCACAAGCGGCCAUUCCACAAGAAAUGGAGACAGCUGAUGCUGCUGCCAAACGAAGGAGGAAAAGUGUACGGGACGACGAGACGCGAAAGUCGUUGGACGCGAACGAUUUGAGCAAGACCAUACCGUUGCCGCAAAAGAAACGAGCGUUCGCGGCUGGCAACUGUGGCAGCCCCGCGCGAAAGUCCAGCAAGCAUUCGGAGGAGCCCGAAGACGACGAGACUCUCAUCAGGGAGACCGAGGCAGCGUUGAAAAGUUUGUCGGGAAGCUGGCCUGGGCCCCGAGGAUCCCUUUAUCAGAGAGGUAAUUCGGACGAGGACAAGUACGAAUCGAAUUUCGAGAAUCUGUUCGAGGAGAAGAAGGAGAAUCCGAAGCUGUCGCCGUCGUCGAUGUCCAACUCCUCGACCGCGAGCAACGAGGCUGGGUGCUCGUUGAAAGAUGUGAUAACGUUCCGCGGUCAACAAGACAGAAACAGCAAGACUCAGCAACAGCUGAGACAGUUGGACUCCGGCAAGCAACAAUUGCACCCUGCCAAAGUUAAGAAAGAUCUCGAACAUUUCCUUAAAUCGGAACACGACAGCGUCGGCGUUCACAGCCAAGUAAACAAUUCGAAUCCCAACGAGCCGGGUAAGAUCAGACCAGUGCCGGUGAGGUCUUUGUCGAGCAAGGAUCGAAACGACAGGAACAUGGUCGGCGCGCACGUGGACCCUCAAGGUCGCCAAAGCGACAAGUAUUCCAGAUACGAUCCGCCAGACUUCAACGAAUUGGUAGACGAUUCGUCGAACGAGCUGGAGAUCGACAUGUCGGAUCCAGCAACCGAGAAAGACGACGUGGACAGGGACAAGAUGAAUGACAGGGACAGGGAUCGGACAUGCAGGAACGGUCAAUCGCCGCAGAACGCCGCGAGACACCAGCAACACCAGCAACACCAACUAUACGCGAACUACCAUAGACAGUACAGUGAAAACAGUAUGAAGGUUCUGCCAACGGCGACCACGACCUCUUCCACGUCAUCGCCGCCCUCGAAUUCCCCGUUCUCGGCGACCUCGGCGUUUAGACCACCCAACACGGACCACGCGAAGGGAACUGGUCGAGGUACACCGUCAGUGGCCGUUCCAUCCGCGUCGAUUCCACCUAUCGGCCCGUAUCCAGCAUCGGCCACGUUCGUUGGUUACCCGACCCCCGGUCCAGGACCCACGAUGCCUACCCCGCAACCUGUUACGGGGAUCGCGCCCACCACGGAGGACAAGCAUCCCUCCACGGUUUCGUUGCUUCAGCUGAAAUCGUCGAAAGAGGAGACCCACCACGUGACCAGGCACGAGGUGACACCGAAUCCCGUGACCAGCAGCAAGAGCCCAACCGGUGGUCUGUCAGCGGUGACCAGUCCCGACUCGUCGAAACAGUACACGAUUCUUCAGCCAGCUGGAGUUGGUUCUCGAGCUGCCAGUGCCCUCCAGGACAUAGCUAGAGAAGGGGUAGUCAGUGUCACGGCCGUGAGCAGUUGCACCACCGCGAACGGAAACUCGACGAACGGUAGCAGCGGGAAUAACGCUGGGAACUGUGGCAGCAACGUUCCCAGCAAAACGACGAACAGCAACAGUGGUGGUAACACGAGCAACAACGCUAACACAACCGCGAACGGGAGCAACGUGGCCAGCAUCACCAUUACCGCCGUGUCCACCACUACGACGACGUCCAGUCCCACGACCGGCGGCGACGUGUCGUCCGGAAGUGGAACAGGUCAGCAAGAGAAUGUCAUGAAAAUGCCGGAGAGGUCCGGAGGGACGUUCGACGGGAGCAGGCCAGGAAUGUCCAUGUCUCCGUCCAGUCUCGGCAGAGAGGGCAACAAGUGCCCGACCCCAGGCUGCACGGGGCAGGGUCACGUGACCGGACUCUACUCACACCACCGCAGCCUCUCCGGAUGUCCAAGGAAGGAUAAACUGACGCCAGAAAUUCUGGCGAUGCAUGAGACUAUUUUGAAAUGCCCGACGCCUGGUUGCAACGGCCGUGGCCAUGUCAGCUCGAACCGGAACACGCACAGGAGCCUGUCCGGAUGUCCCAUUGCCGCGGCCAAUAAGCAGGCCGCACGCGAAGCACGACACAAGGCUCAAGUGUCCGGAAUCCCUCCCGAGUACAUAAGUACGAACCUGUUGCCGCCGUCGAUGGAUAGCAAGAGCUACUCCCAGUACGGCUCCACGGCGCAGGACACAAAGCCUGUGCUAAACAGCCUGACCUACGACUACUACACGACAACGAAAAGCGCGGGGAUCAACGUAAAACCGCCGAAAACACCGGAGGAGAGCCCUUCGUCCCGUACCACUAAAGUGAUCCCUAAAACCGAGAACAUGACACCGAGCGGCAGUUGCUGCAACACGUUGCCAACCAGAGGCCAGAACACGUCCGAUUUGUUGGUGCCCAAGACGGAAGAGACCGGUUCCUGUCGCGUCAACUCGCCGCCACCGCCACCACCGCCCACUGUACGACCCACCUACGAUUCCUACAUGAAUCAAGACUCGAACUCCUCGUCGAUGUCGUCGCUGGACGCGAUGGGCUCCAGGGGAUCCAUAGGGGCGACGAUACAUCACCCGAGUCAGCACCCGACUCACCACGUGCUGCCCAUGCAGCCCACGGUCGCCUACCCGAUGCCAAUGGUCGAGGACACGAGGAUGAGUCAUCAGAUGUCCCAGAGAUCGCCGUACGAGCCGUCAGCCAUGAUGGCAGCGGCGGCGGCGGCUGCUGCGGCGGCCACCACCAGCGAGGACCUCUAUCAUCACAGGACAGCCGAGCACGCGAGAGCCUACAUGCACCCUGGAGCGAGUAAUAUCGCUCGACCAGUCGUCUCCUACUCCAACGAGAUAGCGAACGCGAGGGGCUACGAGAACGCGGUUGCCAGCGCUGCCAACCAUCGACCGUACGAUCCUGGCACCACUUCCGCCUACGACAGAUACGACACCCAGAGCUGCGCGCCCAUUCAGUCCCAGCAGCAACAGCAGCAGCAACAACAGCAACAACAGCAGCAGCAGUUGCACUCGAGGACGAACAUGUACUAUCUCGGACAGACCGGAAUGACCCCUGAAGAGCAGGAACGCGUGUAUCAUCAAGAGGCCGCGGCCGCGGCUCAGCAGCAUCAGAUGGCGAUGGCUGCCGCGACGGCUGCUGGGAUGAUGAAGACAGAAGAUGCGAUGGAAAUGUUCACUGUUGCAGUGAAGUGUGUCACGGUGGCGCAGGUGCAGCAAAUGCAGAAGCCCGGGGGUCCACCGACCUCGCCAGGGGGCUCGGUGAUGGACUUGUCCACUUCCAGCGUCACGUCUACGAGUCCGCAGGCGCCCCCGUACGGCUCUAAUAGCCUAAGCCCCCAGUACGGCGGUGGUCAGACCGUGGGCGGCAGUCCGCAAGCUGCGGCGAGUCCUCACUUGACUGCGAGUCCUCAGGUUCCCAGCCCGCAGGGGCAGACCCUCGAUCUCAGCGUCAACAGGCUUCACAGCGGAGCACCUAGUCCCCAGUAUCCAACCGGUCACGGAGAAGCCGUGGCGGUUCCAGUUGGACCAGGAUUCCCAGCUCCGAGACCAAUCGAGGAGCAAACAGAGCCUGUGGACUUCUCGACGGCGAACGAGCCGGUCAAUUUCAGCGGGGGUCCUGGAAUCAGGCCUGUACCAGGGUUUCCGCCACCCGGGGUGCACGUCGCGGCGUACAGUCGAGAGAGCACCCCCGACAGUGGAGGUUCCCACUACAUGGACGCCUACCGUGAUCCCACUGGGUAUGGACCAAUGAGCCCGCACCCUGGCUACGGAAUGACAGGCGUUCAGCCUGAAUACCCUGGAAACACUUACACACCCUACCCUACCGCUGGCUACAAUUGCGGUGGAACUUAUCCCGGAGGCCCCGUUACUUCCGGUUACCAAAUCCCGGCAGGAUACACGCCGACACCCUGCUACAGCAUGCCGCCCCCGCAGCACACGGUCGGGCCUCUCGAUAAACCCUCGGGUAAAGACGAUAGUCUCUCCGGUUGCCCGCGGGCCGAUAGAUCCCAGAUCCAAGCGCAUUCCCAAGAGCUGAAGUGCCCUACGCCAGGGUGCGACGGGUCUGGACACGUCACCGGGAACUAUUCGUCUCACAGAAGUUUGUCCGGUUGUCCACGGGCUAACAAACCGAAGAGCAAGCCGCGAGAUGGACAGGACUCUGAACCAUUAAGAUGUCCGAUCCCUGGUUGCGACGGGUCUGGCCAUGCCACUGGCAAAUUCUUGUCGCACCGCAGCGCAUCUGGCUGCCCCAUUGCCAACAGGAACAAGAUGCGAGUGCUGGAGUCAGGCGGAACGGUGGAACAGCACAAGGCAGCGGUCGCAGCGGCGACGGCGAUGAAGUUCGAGGGUGUCAAUUGUCCCACGCCAGGUUGCGACGGGGUCGGGCACAUAAACGGGUCGUUUGCGACGCACAGGUCCCUCUCGGGUUGUCCUGUAGCUGGACACGCGGUGAAGAAGCCGAAGUUCGAGGACAUGUCGAGCAUGUACAGCAAAGGAAUCGCCGGUGAGGAUCGAGCUGGCUCUGAUGUCAUUGAUGUCCUCGAUUAUCGAUACCCGGCACUGUUAAUCGAAGAAUAAGAGAGAAACUGCGGGCCGGCUCUGCGUGAGGCGAGUCGAUGAAAAACGAUAUCGUAAAAUUCAAUGUCCAUGCAAAUUGGAGACUCCAUUCACGCUGGGCUACGGACCUGAUGUUGCGACAUGUGAUUGCCUACCGAAAUGAGGUAGAAGAGAAGAUCUAGAGUAGGCAUGAUCAUCUAAGUUUGCCUUUUAUUCUUUUCUAUGCUUCCAUGUCGUACUCGUCCAGGCGAAUGCUUCUCUUCUUCGAAUUAACGACUCGAAUUGCUUUGUUGGAUAGAAAGACCAUAAUUAUGACAGAGAUCAAGCUCAAACUAUUCGCGGAUUGGACGAGUCGACGCGAGAAAAAAAACCGUGACAAAAUUAUGAACCUUUAUUUGUAAACUUGUGCAUAUAUUGACCUUGUACUUCCCGUGCUAUGCCAUACUCUACUCUUUACGCAAUGAUGUGCUGUCAUACCAACAAGAGUAACCUCGUCCUUCUUCCUCUCCCACAUCUCCCCGACCGCCCCCCGUAUAUUCAGUUACUUCAUUUGUCGUUUUUACUUGACUGUUACGUUCAGUUCUACGUUACCCCUAUUUUCUCCGUAAGAUCGUUGGGUAUCCAGGUGUUUUCGAAGCCCGCUUCCGUCGCAGAACGCGCGAACGACACGCGAAGCGUUUUCGUUUGCCAGCAAAGAAACACCUGAACUCUCGUACACCUCUCGGAUAUCCCAACUGUGUCGCUCUUUGUUUCUUUUCGCCUCCUCCAAUAACGAAUUUGGCCCGUUACCCCUCACCGCGUGUAUCCUGCUCCCACAAUUAUUUAUGUGCAAGAACGAAAUGUAAAGCCAAAACAAAGAAAGAA
Molecule: messenger RNA, 6355 nt
Organism: Hylaeus volcanicus
Lineage: Eukaryota; Metazoa; Arthropoda; Insecta; Hymenoptera; Colletidae
Product: mucin-2
Exons: 17
Coding region: 308-5512 (1734 amino acids)
Biological process (GO): regulation of transcription by RNA polymerase II
Cellular component (GO): nucleus
Molecular function (GO): zinc ion binding; DNA-binding transcription factor activity, RNA polymerase II-specific; RNA polymerase II cis-regulatory region sequence-specific DNA binding
Source: RefSeq, a predicted model, not a curated record